Molecule: messenger RNA, 758 nt
Organism: Vigna unguiculata (cowpea)
Lineage: Eukaryota; Viridiplantae; Streptophyta; Magnoliopsida; Fabales; Fabaceae
Product: dirigent protein 11 pseudogene
Source: RefSeq, a predicted model, not a curated record
AUCAACAUACAAGCAUCUUGAACCACCACAAUUAAAUUAAUUAAUUAGCCAAUCUUGAUUAAUCAGCCCUAAAGCAUCUUAAUUAAAUAAACACCAGGUAGAAAACCAAACAAAGAACAAGGACAAACCAGGAUCAUGAGCAAUCCACUGAACCUAACUUCGAACCUCUUCUUCUUCAUCCUCACCUUGACCAUCCUCUAUGCAGCCUACACAUUCUCCACAUUCCAACCCAAGCAAACCAAUCUCAUAUUCUACGUCCAUGAUCACUUCACCGGCGACCACUCCACGGCGAUUACGGUGGCCGGAAAGACUGGACCCGUCUCCAACAUCCUAAACUUUGGCACUGUGGCCAUCGUCGAUGACCCAGUUACAGAAGGACCCAACAUCGAUUCAACACUCAUUGGUAGAGCUCAGGGUAUGUACAUAAAUUCGCAGCUUGAUGGGAAAGGCUUGUACAUGGUUUUCUCUGUGAUCUUCACCGGUGGGGAAUUCAAAGGUAGCAGCUUGGAGAUUCAGGGAUCUGAUAUCUUCACAAUGAAGGAAAGAGAGUUCGGAGUUGUGUCUGGCACUGGUUAUUUCAGGUUUGUGAAAGGAUAUGGGAUUAUGGAAACUGAAUUCAUGGAUAUAGCUACACUUAGGGCCACUCUUAAACUCACUGUAACACUCAAACAUUACUGACAAAACUCACUGUUAUGUUUUUUCUUAUGAUAUGAUGGUACAAACAUUUGUUACUGAGUCAUAUUUACACCCAGUAAAAA